Messenger RNA from Balaenoptera musculus (blue whale), 2331 nucleotides. It is a transcript of the gene CPVL, whose product is annotated as carboxypeptidase vitellogenic like. The coding region runs from base 359 to 1792 and encodes 477 amino acids. The transcript has 14 exons. The record is from RefSeq and is a predicted model, not a curated record. Lineage: Eukaryota; Metazoa; Chordata; Mammalia; Artiodactyla; Balaenopteridae. Gene Ontology annotation, biological process: proteolysis. Gene Ontology annotation, molecular function: serine-type carboxypeptidase activity.
UGGGUCUCCUCCUCCUGAGAGGAGCACUCAAAAACUCACGGUCUGCAGGGUACGCGUGACUGCGAGGGGCGACGAGGGGAGGCCGCCUCACUCUUUCCGGACUCGGGAACCCGGCGGGACCAGGUCUCCGCGCACCGCGAGGCAGGGAGGAGCGCCGUGUGCCCUGCGUAAGUGCGCGGCUCCGCAGGGGUCACUGGUCCCCGGACGCACGGAGCGCAAGGAGGGCGGUCUCAGAAGCCUUCAGCACCGAAGAGGAAGAAAGCCCGGUGGGAAGGCAGUGCCUACUUAAUCUGGGAACCAUAACAACCUAUCGUGAUGGUGGCCAUAUUUUCCAAAUGAAACCUCAGGUCUAGACAGAAUGGUUGGUGCCAUGUGGAAGGCGCUUGCUUUGCUGGCCCUGGUGGUGCUCAGCCCUGGUGGUGAUGGGCUGUUUCACUCCUUAUACAGAAAAGCCCAUGUUUCCACACCACUUAAAGGAGAUCCAGGACAGCCAUUAUUCCUAACUCCUUAUAUUGAAGCUGGGAAGUUUGCAGAAGGUAGACGGUUGAGCUCGGUGGCUCCUUUCCCAGGAUGGAAUUUGACGAGUUAUUCUGGCUACAUCACUGUGAAUAAGACUUACAACAGCAACCUUUUCUUCUGGUUCUUUCCAGCUCAGAUAGAGCCAUGGAAUGCUCCAGUCGUCCUCUGGCUGCAGGGCGGGCCGGGAGGCUCAUCCAUGUUUGGACUCUUUGUGGAACACGGACCUUAUAUUGUCACAAGAAACAUGACCGUGCGUGCCAGAGACUUUCCUUGGACCACUACAUUUUCCAUGCUCUACGUUGAUAAUCCAGUGGGCACAGGCUUCAGUUUUACUGAACAUCUCCAGGGAUACGCAGUGGAUGAGGAUGACGUAGCACGAGACUUAUACAGUGCACUUACUCAGUUUUUCCAGUUGUUCUCUGACUAUAAAGACAAUGACUUUUAUGCCACUGGGGAGUCUUACGCGGGGAAAUACGUGCCAGCCAUCGCCCACUACAUCCACAUGCUCAACCCCGUGAUGAUCGUGAAGAUCAACCUGAAGGGAAUUGCUCUUGGAGACGCGUAUUCUGAUCCCGAGUCAAUCAUACCGGGCUAUGCACCAUUCCUGUUCCAAAUUGGCUUGUUGGAUGAGAAGCAGAGAAAGUACUUCCAGAAGCAGUGCGAUGAGUGCGUGAAAUACAUCCAGGAGGAGAAGUGGUCUCAGGCCUUUGAAUUACUGGAUAAACUACUAGGUGGUGACUUAAUAAGCGAGCCUUCCUACUUCCAGAAUGUUACAGGAUGUUCUAAUUACUACAACCUUUUACAGUGCACGGUACCUGAGGACCAAAGUUACUACAGGAAAUUUUUGUCCCUCCCACAAGUGAGACAAGCCAUCCACGUGGGAAACCAGACUUUUAGUGAUGGAUCCAAAGUUGAAAAGUACUUGCGAGAAGAUACAGUAAAGUCAGUGAAACCAUGGUUAACUGAAAUCAUGAAUAAUUAUAAGGUUCUAAUCUACAACGGCCAACUGGACAUCAUCGUGGCCGCUCCCCUGACAGAGCGCUCCUUGAUGGCCAUGAACUGGAAAGGAUCCCAGGAUUAUAAGAAGGCAGAAAGAAAAGUUUGGAAGAUCCUUAAAUCUGAUCCUGAAGUGGCUGGUUAUGUACGGCAAGUGGAUAGCUUCUAUCAGGUAAUUGUUCGAGGUGGAGGCCACAUUUUGCCCUAUGAUCAGCCUUUGAGAUCUUUUGACAUGAUUAAUCGAUUCAUUUUUGAAAGAGGAUGGGAUCCUUAUUGAUGGAUCAGCUACUUUCCUAAAAGAGAAUGUCAGGGAUUUUAAUCUUUGAAAAGAAAAUUUUCGAAACAGAAAAUGUCACAUAAAUAAGAAAAUUAUCUUUUUAAAUCUGCAAAAUGUUUCUCAUCAAUAAAAAUUAUCCUUGAAACAAGUGAGGUUCUGUUUUGGAGGAUCACUACAAAAUUAACUGUAAGAAGAUGCUGUGCAUGAGUGAGAAUUACAUCUUUUAACUUAAAGGAUGGAAAGGAUGGAUUCUGAGACACCGAUUCAGAUGGAAAUGGAUAAAUAAAUGGGAUGCUGGGGCCUUGAAAAGGAAUUUUAAAUUCCUUCUAAAAUGUGAAAAGUGCAGUAAAUGAAUAAAGGUGUAACUACAUCUUGUUCUAUAAAUAACAGAAAAGUUUAUCAUACCAUGCAUCUGAAGGUGUUUGGUAAAUAUCAGGUAAGAACAUCUGACUUAUCAUUCCAAAGGAAUGGGUGACCUUAUAAUAGUGGUGAGGAAGAGACUUUGGAAUGUAGAAAGUCUUAGCAAGAAAGGUAGCUUG